Messenger RNA from Talaromyces marneffei, 1407 nucleotides. RefSeq lists its product as uncharacterized. Gene Ontology annotation, biological process: protein maturation. Bases 1 to 1407 code for a protein of 468 amino acids. Lineage: Eukaryota; Fungi; Ascomycota; Eurotiomycetes; Eurotiales; Trichocomaceae. Gene Ontology annotation, molecular function: threonine-type endopeptidase activity. The record is from RefSeq and is a predicted model, not a curated record. The transcript is spliced from 6 exons.
AUGUCACCCCGUUUAAGAGAAGCAGGCGACAUUUAUGCCAUUUAUGUACACGCAGGUGCUGGGUUUCAUAGCUAUCAGAAUGAAAAUGUGCAUCUCAAGGCCUGCAAUGACGCCGCUAAAGUUGCAAUGUCCAUGCUCAAGAAUGGGGCCUCUGCUCUAGACGCAGUCGAGAUAGCCCUCAGGUUGAUGGAGGAUCGAGAAAUCACCAAUGCUGGAUAUGGAAGCAACCUUACAAUGGAAGGCAAUGUCGAAUGCGAUGCAACCAUAGUAGACCAUCUGGGACGCAGUGGAGCAGUUGGGGCCUGUUCUCACGUUCGAAAUCCCAUAUCUGCAGCCCGCGUUAUUCUCAAUGCCCAGGACAAGCAACUCUCUUUACAACGGGUACCACCAAACUUCCUAGUCAGCAAGGGAGCUACUGAAUUCGCCUACCUGCACGGGCUACCUAUAGUAGAAAACGAUUUCUUGGUUUCCCCAACCGCCAAGGCUCGAUGGUUAAGGUGGCAGCAAGAAGUGGAAGCAGCCGGGCAGGAACAAGAAGCUAGGAAUACGGUGCAGACUACGGGGGAGAUCGUACAUAUGGAAACGGCUACUAGCACUGCCAGCUUCUCGACAACAGUAAAUCCUGCAAUGCUGAUGACACCACCAUCAGAUCUCCAUGGUAUUACGACUUUAAAAGAACAAGACACAAAUGUCGUCCUCCCAGAGCCUACACUAGUUCCGGCAGAUGGCGCGCAUCAUAUAAACGAGAGAGUAGCAAUUCGACCCAAGCAGACAGACGAUGCGACAUCAGGCGGCGAACAAUCAAACGAUAACGUGGACACCAUUACUGAUACUAUAGGUGCUAUAGCUGUCGACAGCUAUGGCAGGAUCGCAGCAGGUUCGUCAUCGGGUGGGAUUGGCAUGAAACACUCUGGAAGGGUGGGCCCAGCAGCUCUUGUAGGUAUCGGUACAGCAGUGAUUCCUGAGGACCCACAAGAUCCAGAGCAGACAAGCGUGGCUACAGUCACAUCCGGGACAGGAGAGCAUAUUGCGACGACUUUAGCUGCGAGUACCUGUGCUAGUCGAAUAUACUAUAGCGACCGCAAAGACGAAUCUGGAAUGACGGAAAAUGUCACCGAAGAGGAAGCAAUCAAGUCCAUGGUGGAUGUAGACUUCAUGGGACAUCCAAGCGUGAAGCACAGCCAUUGUGAAGCUGCAAUUGGCAUCAUGGCGGUAAAGAAGACGAUGGACGGGGUGUAUUUGUUCUUCUGUCACAACACUGAUUCCUUCGCUCUUGCUUCAAUGACAUCGGAAGAUAAGGCGCCCCAUUGUGUCAUGUCUCGUCGUUCUAGACAGGGCAGUACCGCGCAAGGAGGGCGGUUUUCUAGAUAUCGUCGGUCGAAAAGUCGAAGCUCCUCGGAUGAUUAA